AUGAAACUGUUUAGCGGUUCGGAUUCAUACAAGUUUGAAGAGGCAGCAGACCUUUGUGUCCAGGCAGCAACUAUUUACCGUCUGAGAAAGGAGUUGAACUUGGCAGGCGACUCAUUUUUGAAAGCAGCAGAUUAUCAAAAACAGGCUGGUAAUGAAGACGAGGCUGGUAACACCUACGUGGAGGCUUACAAAUGCUUUAAGAGUGGUGGGAACUCUGUCAACGCCGUAAAUUCACUAGAGAAUGCCAUCCAAAUUUUCACUCAAAGAGGACAGUUCAGAAGAGGAGCUAAUUUCAAGUUUGAACUGGGUGAAAUCCUGGAAAACGAUCUUCAUGACUAUCCAAAGGCUAUCGACUGUUACGAGUUGGCUGGUGAAUGGUAUGCUCAAGAUCAAUCUGUAGCAUUAUCAAACAAAUGUUUUAUCAAGUGUGCAGACUUGAAGGCUCUUGAUGGCCAAUACAUUGAAGCAAGUGACAUCUAUUCCAAACUGAUCAAGAACAGCGUGGGAAAUAGGUUAAGUCAAUGGAGCUUGAAGGAGUACUUCUUGAAAAAGGGGCUUUGCCAGCUGGCUGCUACUGAUUCUGUCGCUGCCACGAGGACUUUACAAGAGGGACAAAGUGAAGACCCAAAUUUCGCAGAUUCAAGAGAGUCGAACUUUUUGAAAAGCCUGAUCGAUGCGGUUAACGAGGGUGAUAGCGAACAACUAAGUGAACAUUCUAAAGAAUUCGACAAUUUCAUGAGAUUAGACAAAUGGAAAAUCACUGUUCUCAAUAAGAUCAAGGAGUCUAUUCAGCAACAAGAAGAUGACUUGUUAUAA
This is a messenger RNA of Saccharomyces eubayanus, 816 nucleotides long. RefSeq names its product alpha-soluble NSF attachment protein SEC17 (gene SEC17). The transcript has a single exon. Gene Ontology annotation, molecular function: syntaxin binding; soluble NSF attachment protein activity. Gene Ontology annotation, cellular component: SNARE complex; vacuolar membrane. Gene Ontology annotation, biological process: SNARE complex disassembly; intracellular protein transport. Lineage: Eukaryota; Fungi; Ascomycota; Saccharomycetes; Saccharomycetales; Saccharomycetaceae. The coding region runs from base 1 to 816 and encodes 271 amino acids. The record is from RefSeq and is a predicted model, not a curated record.